Molecule: messenger RNA, 6378 nt
Organism: Aspergillus clavatus NRRL 1
Lineage: Eukaryota; Fungi; Ascomycota; Eurotiomycetes; Eurotiales; Aspergillaceae
Exons: 2
Coding region: 1-6378 (2125 amino acids)
Source: RefSeq, a predicted model, not a curated record
AUGCCGUCGUCUCAUACUCGUGAUGCUUCCCGUGAUCGGGAGUUGGUCCUCAGACACCAAUCGAUCCCCAUUUCGGACCCUGAACGGGCACCACCCCCGCUGCCGUUGAAUCCUGGUUCAACAAGUCCAGCGACCAAGGGCAAUGUUUCGCCAGGUAUCCAGGCGGUGGCAGCGAACUUCGCGGAGAAGAUGAGAGAGAACGCCCCAAGCCCAUACACAACAAACGCAAUGCCACCAAAGUCACCGGAAAAGUCACUCAUCAAAGGGCAAUUCCACAAGAGGAUGCAGUCAUUGCAGAAUGCGGACACACGCUCGGAAUUCCUUAACUACCUAGAGAACAGGUCACCCGAAAGACCUCUGCGGGCAUCGAUUAUGGAGGGCCCAGCCAGGCCAGAAGAAAAGAGUCCCACCAAGUCGAGCAGUGCCACAGACCGAGAAUUGGAGCGGGACCCUCCCAACCUUCUGAUUUCCAACCGCUACCUCUCGAAACCUAUCCUCGGAGAGAGCACUCCUCCGUCUGCCACUAUGUUGGCGCUCCAGACCAUGCAAUUGCCUGAGGAGGGCGAUUCCCCACUAAGAAAUUCCGAUUCCGACCCCUUCUCGACACCCAAGCGGCCAUCUGGGCACAGUCUCGAAACACUAUCAACACAGAUCAUCAGUCUCACCGAUAUUGCUAGCAAUCUCCAACGGGAGAUGGCCCAGCUGAGCCGACGUAGCAAAGACAAUGCCACGGACCUCAUAAGUCUGAAACAAGCCACUAACGCUCGUGAUGAAGAUAUACGGAAAAGCCUGCGUGAAUUAUCCACAAGUUUAGCCACCAAAAUGCUAGAUCCUGAAGCUGCCACAAGGUGGGAUCUCAGUUCUCUCCUAGGUUCUGAAUUGGGUAUUAACAACAGGGAAUCGGAUAGUUCUCCUAGUUCGAGGAAGAGUUUUUCGGCGCCCCGGAUGCCGAGCCCUAACCCUUUUGCUGCAGCAAUGGAGCGCGAGUUAUGCGCAUCUCCCACCCCAAUUUCGGAUGGAUCAGCCAGCAUUGCAUUGCUGGAGAAGGUGCUGCGCGAAAUGGCGACCAAGGAAGGCCAAGAGAAGCUCUUGGAUCUGGUGGACGAGAUCAAAUCCCGACCAACGAGUGAAAAUACUGACAAGCAAACGGAUAGCACCAUUACCAAGAUGCUGGAAGAGAUUCUUGGAUUGGUGAAGGAGGAGUCGGAAAGCAAAGCCUUGGUACGUGCGAGAGCUGUUCCGAACCCCAACCGUGACACACCACAGAGAGGGAGCAGCUUCGAUGUAUCCCUCUCGCGGUCUCCGGACCCCGAACCAGUUUACGCACCCGACAUGGAAAUGGUCCAGAGCGAAAGCGGUCCUAUUGCCGAGCGCCCAAAGCCAGCAGACAAUGCCGUUGCCGACGAGAUGCUGUCGAUCAUGAAACGAGUAAAGAACAGCGUCAUUGAAGGAGGUGGUAUGACCAACGAAGUCAAAGCCUUGGUCCGAGAACUGCGUGGUGAGGUUCUCGGUAUGGGAAGGAACCUUGCCCGACAACUUGAAGAGGUCGAGAAGGCUCGCUCGACCGAGGACGAUGAGCCCACACCUCCCAGCAAAGAAGAAAUAUCCGGCAUUGUGGAGAGCAGUCUUCAGGAGCUGAAAAAUCAAAUGGCAUUUAUCAUGAAUGAACAUCGCCAACAUGCCUCCGCCUUGUCAGAAUUCCGCUCGGCGUUGGAUACCACCGAGAUCUAUUCCAUUGUCAAACGAGUUGUGGAGGAACACAGCAUGUCGCAACCUCCCCAGCAACCUGGAUUAGAGAAGGAUGAGAUCCUCGAGACUGUUCGGGAAGCCUGGGAGACAUACAAACCCGAGAUCGAGCUUCAAAACUUUGGUCUGGAGCGUGACGAAAUCCUGGAGUGUCUGACUGAGGGGCUCAAAGCGUAUCAGCCACAGCAUGAAGAGGCCGUCACUUACGACCAAGUUCUGGCCGCUGUUCAGGCUGGAAUCCAGAGUUUUGGGCAGCCACCAACCAUCACGAAGGACGAAGUUGCACAAACAGUUCGUGAAUGCCUUGAAGAGCAUGCUCAGCAGACAGCUGAUCGGUCCUUGAAUCAUGAGCAACUAUACGCCAUUCGCGAUGAGAUACUGCAGGCAGUGACCGAAUCAGUGGCAACUCAAAGCACCCUCACAAGAGAAAGCCUUGAUUCGGGUCUCGGUCGAGAUGAGAUACUAAGCGCUCUGUCAGAAGGCUUGGAAGCUCAUUUUGAUACAGCCAAAAAAAUCGAACCCGCUCACAUCACCAGAGAAGAUGUUGCCAAUGCCAUCAAUGACGCGUUUGCAGCUCAUGACUCGGCCGUCAGCAAGAAUGUCGAGCCAGACGUUUCUCGGGAAGAGAUACUGGCUGCGAUUGCGGAAGGCCUAGAAAACCAGAACUCCAUGAUCAGGGAAAUCGAACUCAACAAGGAGGAUCUGAUGGAGGCUAUUUCGGCUGGUCUGCAGGAAGCCCUCAGCACUGUGAAUCUCAACACUGGAGAGCAGGCCUUGGAGCGUUUCCAGGACCUUCUCCAAGAGAUGAAGCAGAAUGUCCAGGAGCGUUCCGCCAAUGGUGAGAAAGAAACCGUGCAAAUGUUGGAAGCGAUCAAGGAUGGCCUCGGUGCUGUCAGACAGGAUGUCGAAGGAUUCGUUGCUACUGCGGUCGAAGCAUCCGGAAAACAUGAGAUCAUGGACACUGUCAAAGAGGGUUUCCGACUGCUCCAUGCCGACAUUGAAAAGACUAUUACAGACGCAGCAUUGACCAAUAGCCAACGUGGCAACCCGGAUACCCCAGAGCUUCUGGAUGCCAUGGAGAAGGAAUUCGAGCAUCUCCGCUCGACCCUAAGCUCGCUUCUCAUUCGAAACAACGUUACUGACGAUAAAGAUGAGAUCCUUGACGCCAUACGCGAUCUCUCCGAGGGCCAAAAAAGCACAGACACCAGCAAUAUCACAAAGGUCAUCAAGGAAGAGUUUGAGAGCGUUCGUGAUGCGAUGACUAUGAGCCUUGUUCCCGUCCAACCAAAACCCGAGAAAGACGAAAUCGUUGCGGCCCUUCGCGAGAGUAUCGAAGCGUUCCGCGAGGGAAGCAAUCAACACAAAGACAGCGGUGACAACGUAUCGUUCUCAACCGGUGAGGUUAUUGAGGUACUCAAUGAUGGCGUCACUUCAAUCCGAGGUGACUUGGCCAAGCUCCUGGAAAGACCGGUCGAAAUUGACCAUUCCGAGCUCUUGGACACUCUGAAGGAAGGUCUCAGUAGCUUGAAAUCAGAUGUCGAAAUGCUGCGCCAUCCGCAGGAUACUGCCAGGGACAUGGACACAGCCGACACAGCCAUAGGAGGCGAACUGAUGCUUGCAAAUGAGCCGAAUAUCAGUGGGGAUAUUGAGGCCCUAAAGGCCCUCAUCUCUCAGCUACAAGUCAAAGUAGAGGCCAUAGAAGCUGCCCCACGCAUCCCCGAGCCGUCUGAAGAUGCAUUGAAGAAGGAGCAUCUGGACGAGGUCAUAGCGGGCCUACACGAACUCCAGAGUUCAGUGGCUGGAAUAGUGGCUCGGGACCUACCUGCAGAUGACACGAUAGUGAAGAAGGAGCACACAGACGCCAUCGAAACCCUCCUCCGGAACACGCAGUCGCAGCUUGAUGAGUUGAAGUUCCCUGCGGCUGACGAGAUUGCCAAAGCGGAGCAACUGGGAAGCUUAGAAAUCAUUGUCCAUGAGACAAAGGAAGCAAUCGCGGAUCUUUCUGCACGCUUGGAAGCAGAGGGCCCAACAAAAUCGGAGAUUGGUACUCUGGAAACUCUAUUGAAGGACAUGUAUAUUGCUCUUGAUGAGCUCAAGAGCAAAGAUUCGGAUGGGGAGACCGACACCGAGAAGCUGGUCAAGUCGGAUUUACAGACAGUAGAGGCCAUGAUCUUUGAUGUCAAAUCUCAGCUCGAACAGUUGAAACUCCCUGAUGUCGAGACGCUACCUACGAAGACCGAGAUCCAGGACCUGUCAAUUCUUAUCACCGAAUUCAGGGACAAGGUCGAGGCCGAAAACGACCUGACUGCUCAAGGAUUUGACGCCAGAAAGACCGAGCAUGCCGGGCUCGCAGAGAAAAUCGAUGAAGCAAGAGCUGUGGUCGAGGGACUCGGUGACGAGCUGAAGAGUAAGCUGGAUGGAAGCUCCGAGGGGCUUGCUGAGCUUAAGCAACUGCUUGAAGGCUUGGCUGCUUCGGCGGAAACUUUCAGCACCGUUGAAAGCAUCCACGAACUUACCGAGCUCAUCAAUCGCGAAUUCGAGCGCGUCCGUGGCGAGCAGGAUGCCAGCAAACUGGAGAUGGAGGAGCGUGAUGCAACUGCCCUCGUCAAACACGAUCAGUCUCGGGCCGCCAUCAUUGUCGAGCUGGGUGCGAAGAUCGAUGAGAAACUUGGUGAAGUCAUGGCAAAGUACGAUGAAGUUCACUCUGCUAUGGGAACGAAGUUUUCUGAAACCGAGGAACGCGACAAUGCGCAUCUGGAGGCUCUUACCGACACCAAAGCCCUUGCUGAAGACAUCAAGCUUGUCAUUGGUGCUAUGGGUGACAGCGUCAACGAGACGUGUGAACGCAUCAGUGUGGACACGAAGGCUUUCUUUGAGAAGGUCGGCGAGUCAUACAGCAAGAUUGAAGAGAUGCACCAUGAGGCUAAAACCCACCAAGAGCAAACACGCUCUGACUUUGAGCGAGCAGUGGCUGCCACGGACCGUGUUGAGAGCAAGCUGCACGAAUUCCAUCCUCAGGUCUUGGAAUCAAUCCAGGAAAUCCUCGCCAUUGUUGGAAAGCACUACGACCAUUCUCAGCAGGCGACGAAGGAUAUCAAGAUGGAUCUUUCCAUCCUGCCUUCAACUAUUCCAUCAAUGUUUCCUGCGCUUCCACCCCCCGAGCCGGAAAAGUACGAUGAUACUCAAGUCCGUCAGAAGCUCGACAACCUUCUGGAACAUGCAAAGAAUGAGAAGGUCAAGGAGGCUCUCGAUAUUCUUGUUGAGCGGGUGACAAACAACCAGGUCCAUGAGAAACUCGACGAAUUGUUAACCCAGACUACGAGUACGAAUGCUCAAGUCUACGACAAGUUGAGUGAGCUCCUUGAUCAUGCAACGAACACGAAUGGACCAAUUCACGAAAAGCUGGAUACCCUUCUGGACCACGCAACAAAUACCGAUCAAUCGGUCACGCAAAUGAUGAAGUUAGACGAGAUGCACAAGGAUAUCAUGGAGACUUCACGCAAGAUGAACGAGAUGUUUGCAGCUCAGACGGCGCUUGUGGCCGAGGACACGGAGCGCAGGCGCCGAGAGGCGGAAGAAGCGGCGAUUGCGCUGGAGAGGAGAAACGCGCAAAAGGAGCAGGUGGAGUCCGAAAUCAUCACUCUCAAGGAAGAAAAGGAUUCUCUGCUGGCCAUGUUUCAUACCUUGAAAUCUGAGAAGGAAGACCUUGUCAAGCAGAAUACCAAGCUUAGCAAGGAGCUUUCCAGCUUGGAAAUGGCACUUGAGCUCCGCCAUGAGGAGAUGCAGGUCAUGGAGGACCGUGCUGAAAGCCUCGAAAAACGAAUCCUGGAAGGCGUUCUUGAUCAUGCACGGAGCGUGCUUAUCAACCGGCCGAGAGGCUUGCAGAGCCUGAACAUGAAAAAGGCGCGUGGCGGCCGCUCCCGGGGACCUAGUACUACCAGCAAUGCUAGUACUGCUCGAGACGCUCGGAGUAUCGUUGGCAGCAGCGUCGGAAUGGCAUUGAAGAAGCGAGCUCCGGCCUCCUCACAGGCGGGAUCCGGCUCCCCAUCCACGACAAGCAAAGAGCGAAGAAUCCUCAGUCUCAGCAAUGUUACCGGCAAUCGCGGCGUGCCCGACCGUCGAGCGAGUGCCAGCAGCGGCUUUACUAAUCUAAAGCGAAGUCAUUCCGUCAAGUCCAACAGUUCACUGCGAAAAGCCUCCUGGGGUGGUCGAAGCUCCAUGGCCAAUAAAGAGAACGAAACGUUCCCUGAGGAGGACGAGAACCAGAGCGGGGACGAGAGCGAUACUGGCACGGAGCGCAGGACUAGCUACACUGGAACUUAUGCUGACAGCAUGGUGUACGGAACUGGAAGUGUGGUUUCUGCCGACGAUCGACGAGUGAGCGCUGCCAGUUCCACGAACUUGUCCACUGCGGGCUCGCGCUCCCCUGCAGAUGACCAUGAAGCUAUUGGAGAACAGCACGACGAUGAUCUAUCCGAGUCUAGCGAUGAUGCUCAGACGACCAAGGGGAAUGAGUCGGAGGACGAUCAGCUGACCGAAAAUGCGGUUGACCUCGAAUCAACAAAGAUGGUGCUCUAUGGCCAGCAUAGUGACAGCGGGAUUGGCACCGAGAUUGCAAGCACAGUGGGCUGA